CCCGCCCCUGGAGGCGGUGCAGGGCGCCGCUUCCUGCCGCGUGCGUGCGUCGCUGCGUGCGUGCGUGCGUGUGUGCGUGCGUGCCGCGAGCUCGCCGGGCACCGCGGCCUCGCCCUCGCCCUCCGCCCCUGCGCCUGCACCGCGUAGGGUGCCCCCGCCCCCACGCACUCCGCCGCGACCCCCGCCCGCGCCCCUCUGGCUUUUUUUUUUUUUUUUUAAAUUUAAAGGGGGCGUAGCAUUCACACUUCCCGCCUCAGGUGACUUCUCAGGGGUCUCCCAGCCAAAGGUGCCGCGCCGCCGAGGAACAUGGCGAAGGUGGAGCAGGUCCUGAGCCUCGAGCCGCAGCACGAGCUCAAAUUCCGAGGCCCUUUCACCGAUGUUGUCACCACCAACCUAAAGCUUGGCAACCCGACAGACCGAAAUGUGUGUUUUAAAGUGAAGACCACGGCGCCACGUAGGUACUGCGUGAGGCCCAACAGUGGGAUCAUUGACGCGGGGGCAUCCAUUAAUGUAUCUGUGAUGUUGCAGCCUUUCGAUUAUGAUCCCAAUGAGAAAAGUAAACACAAGUUUAUGGUUCAGUCUAUGUUUGCACCACCUGACACUUCUGAUAUGGAAGCAGCAUGGAAGGAGGCAAAACCAGAAGACCUUAUGGAUUCAAAACUUAGAUGUGUGUUUGAAUUGCCAGCAGAAAAUGAUAAACCACAUGAUGUAGAAAUAAAUAAAAUUAUACCCACAACUGCAUCAAAGACAGAAACACCAGCAGUGUCUAAGUCUCUGAGUCCUUCUUUGGAUGACACUGAAGUUAAGAAGGUGAUGGAAGAGUGUAAGCGGCUGCAAGGGGAAGUUCAGAGGCUGCGGGAGGAGAACAAGCACUUCAAGGAAGAAGAUGGCCUCCGGAUGAGGAAGACGGUGCCGAGCAACAGCCCGGUGUCUGUGCUUGCCACGGCCGGGAGGGAGGAGGGCCUCAGCACCCGGCUCUUGGCGCUGGUGGUCUUGUUCUUUAUCGUGGGUGUCAUUAUAGGGAAAAUCGCCUUGUAGAGGCCGCAUGCAAGGAUGGUCAGUUGGAUUGAUGGAGCUGUCAUCAUGGGAUUUAAAUUUAUCAUAACCAUGUGUAAAAAGAAAUUAAUGUAUGAUGACAUCUCACAGGUCUUGCCUUUAAUUACCCCUCCCCGUGCGUGCGCGCGCACGCACGCACACACACACACACACAGAUAUAAUAUAACAAGCUUUUAGAAAGUUUAAAAUGUAUAGUAAAUGAUUGGGGGAAAGAAUGAUCUUUAUUAAAUGACGAGGGAAACUGGGAUUC
This is a messenger RNA of Trichechus manatus latirostris (Florida manatee), 1306 nucleotides long. RefSeq names its product VAMP associated protein B and C (gene VAPB). The coding region runs from base 307 to 1038 and encodes 243 amino acids. The record is from RefSeq and is a predicted model, not a curated record. The transcript has 6 exons. Gene Ontology annotation, cellular component: endoplasmic reticulum membrane; plasma membrane. Lineage: Eukaryota; Metazoa; Chordata; Mammalia; Sirenia; Trichechidae. Gene Ontology annotation, molecular function: FFAT motif binding. Gene Ontology annotation, biological process: endoplasmic reticulum membrane organization.